Messenger RNA from Ornithorhynchus anatinus (platypus), 2814 nucleotides. RefSeq names its product kelch like family member 15 (gene KLHL15). Gene Ontology annotation, cellular component: Cul3-RING ubiquitin ligase complex; nucleus. Gene Ontology annotation, molecular function: protein binding. Lineage: Eukaryota; Metazoa; Chordata; Mammalia; Monotremata; Ornithorhynchidae. The transcript is spliced from 3 exons. Gene Ontology annotation, biological process: protein ubiquitination; nuclear protein quality control by the ubiquitin-proteasome system. The record is from RefSeq and is a predicted model, not a curated record. Bases 870 to 2684 code for a protein of 604 amino acids.
CCCAGGUCCCUCUGUCUCCCAGGCCCGCGGGCCCCAUCCACCGGGCCGUGCUGCUUCCCCCGGGGCACCUGUCCAGGUGCGCUCCGCUAAACGCCGGGCUGGGUUGACGAGAAAUAAAAUCGGCCCCCGGGUCUAGGAACGUUGGGGGAUUUUGGCGGAGGACCGGCUCGAAUCGCCAGCCUCGGGUUCCGGCCCCGAACCGGGAAGGCGGGUUUCCUUUUGACGAAAGGAAGUUGGUUUUUGCUUCGGCCGUAGCUCCGCCGUCACGGUUCCUUCUUACCCAGCCUCCUAUUGAUCGAUUUUUUAAAAUGCUUUUAAAAAAAACACGCACGGCAGACAACCUACGUGAUUUUAUUUAAGGAGGAGAAGGCUCCCAAAGAUUGCCAGCCUUUAGAUGUAUACUGGCCGUGUUUCGUGGCCUCUCGAGUGGAAGCUCGUCGCGGGCGGGGAGCGCGGCUGUUACGUUACGUUGUACUCUCCUGAGCGCUCAAUAAAUGCCAUUUACUGACUGGCCGGUUGCCUUUUCGGGACCGACAUCCCUGGAGGGCGAAAGGUGAGGGCUAGAGGACAAGCGGCCCCGAGAAGAGUAGUUUUCGCUUUUGGCUUUGAGUCGGUGAAAGGGCCGAUUUCGCCCUCAGAUCGGUAAGCUCCUCCUGGGCGGGAAAGGCGUUUACCACCUCCUUUACACCGUCCUCUUCCCGAGCUCUUAGCGCAGUGUUCCGCGCAGAGGAAUAAAUACGAUUAAUCGACCCGCGGGGAGUGACCGAAGGCGCACGUGGCUUGAUACGUCGGACCUCUCCUGUCCUUGCGGCGACGUAUAAGACGUCCCGGUCAGUUUUAGCCUUCGUCGAUUACCCUGCCGGUGAUUCAUGGCAGGGGACGUGGAAGGAUUCAGUUCCUCCCUCCACGACACCAGCGUCUCUGCGGGCUUCAGGGCGCUGUACGAGGAGGGCCUGCUGCUGGACGUGACGCUGGUCAUCGAGGACCACGAGUUCCAGGCCCACAAAGCCCUCCUGGCCACGCAGAGCGACUAUUUCCGGAUCAUGUUCACGGCGGACAUGCGGGAGCGGGACCAGGACAAGAUCCACCUGAAGGGGCUGACGGCCCCGGGCUUCAGCCACGUCCUGCAGUUCAUGUACUACGGGACCAUCGAGCUGAGCAUGGCCACGGUGCACGAGAUCCUGCAGGCCGCCAUGUACGUCCAGCUCCUCGAGGUGGUCAAGUUCUGCUGCUCCUUCCUCCUGGCCAAGAUGGGCCUGGAGAACUGCGCCGAGAUCAUGCGGCUGCUGGACGACUUCGGGGUCAGCGUGGAGGGGGUCCGCGAGAAGCUGGACGCCUUCCUCCUCGACAACUUCGUGCCCCUCAUGGCCCGCCCGGACUUCCUGGCCUACCUGAGCUUCGAGAAGCUCACGGCCUACCUGGACAACGACCGGCUGAGCCGGUUCCCCGAGAUCGAACUGUACGAGGCCGUCCAGGCCUGGCUGAGGCAUGACCGCCGGCGCUGGCGGCACACGGACGCCAUCAUCCGGAACGUCCGCUUCUGUCUGAUGACCCCGGCCAGUGUGUUUGAGAAGGUUAAGACCUCGGAGUUUUACAGAUACUCCCGGCAGCUCCGCCACGAGGUCGAGCAGGCGCUGAAUUACUUCCACAGCGUCCACCGGCAGCCGCUGAUGGAGACCAAGAGCAGCCGCAUCCGGUCGGCCAAGCCGCAGACGGCCGUCUUCCGGGGCAUGAUCGGUCACAGCAUGGUCAACAGCAAGAUCCUCCUGCUGCACAAACCCCGGGUCUGGUGGGAGCUGGAGGGCCCGCAGGUCCCCCUGCGCCCCGACUGCCUGGCCAUCGUCAACAACUUCGUGUUCCUGCUGGGCGGCGAGGAGCUGGGGCCCGACGGCGAGUUCCACGCCUCGUCCAAGGUGUUCCGCUACGACCCCAGGCAGAACGCCUGGCUGCGCAUGGCCGACAUGUCGGUGCCCCGCUCGGAGUUCGCCGUGGGCGUCAUCGGCCGCCACGUCUACGCGGUGGCCGGGCGGACCCGGGACGAGACCUUCUACUCCACGGAGCGCUACGACAUCCUGGAGGACAAGUGGGAGUUCGCCGACCCCUACCCGGUCAACAAGUACGGCCACGAGGGGACGGUCCUCGGCGGGAAGCUGUACGUCACCGGGGGCAUCACCUCGUCCUCCACGUCCAAGCAGGUGUGCGUCUUCGACCCCAGCCGGGAGGGGACGGUGGAGCAGCGGACCCGGCGGACCCAGGUGGUGACCACCUGCUGGGAGAACCGCUGCAAGAUGAACUACGCCCGCUGCUUCCACAAGAUGAUCUCCCACAACGGGAAGCUGUACGUCUUCGGCGGCGUCUGCGUCAUCCUCAGGGCCUCCUUCGAGUCCCAGGGCUGCCCCUCCACGGAGGUGUACGACCCGGACGCGGACCAGUGGACCAUCCUGGCCUCCAUGCCCAUCGGCCGCAGCGGCCACGGGGUGGCCGUGCUGGACAGGCAGAUCAUGGUGCUCGGGGGCCUCUGCUACAACGGCCACUACAGCGACUCCAUCCUCACCUUCGACCCGGAGGAGAACAAGUGGAAGGAGGACGAGUACCCCCGGAUGCCCUGCAAGCUGGACGGCCUGCAGGUGUGCAGCCUCCACUUCCCCGAGUACGUGCUGGAGCACGUCCGCCGUUGCAACUGAAGACGCGCCCCGCUCCCUCGCCCCCCGCCCCCCUCCCCCACCUCAGAAGAAUCCCCUCCUUGGGCCCGCGGGGGAGAGCGCCCGGUUGGCGACGGGAGGCGGGGGAGAGCGGUGGUCUCGGUGCCGCGGG